Messenger RNA from Onthophagus taurus, 1341 nucleotides. The record is from RefSeq and is a predicted model, not a curated record. NCBI's taxonomy places the organism in Eukaryota, Metazoa, Arthropoda, Insecta, Coleoptera, Scarabaeidae.
CAUUUUCGGUAUUUUCUUCGAAAUUAAAAAUAAAUCAAUAAUGUUUGAAGCUUGAUCAAUAAAUUCGUAAACUUUACGUAAUUAAUAAUCUCCAAUCUGUUAAAUUCAAGAAAAUUUUAAAAAAAUGGACCUCACCUCAAAAAAUGUACCAAAAAUGUAUGAAGAUUUAAUUUUUCCUAAAAUUGACCCAGAGAAUGGAGUUGGAUUGUAUUUGACCUCAAAAAUGAUUGAAAGAGAACAAAGAAGAUUGACAAAACCAUUGGAUUUCGAUAAAGCCCGAGACAGUGUUGCAUUAGAUUUAAUAAAAUCCCAAAGAAUAUUGACGAAUAGCGAAGAAAAAUUGCGAUUAAGAAGAGAAAAAUACGCGGAAUUUCACAACGAAUUUGACAAGCAAAUGAAAGAAUUGCAGGAAAAAGCUAAUAAUUUAAAAUCGUCUUUUAUAUCUUUCGACGAAUUUAUUAAAGAAAACUAUGAAAAACGAGAAAGAUCCCAACAAAAAAUAGCAAUCGAAUCAAAAUUGCGCGAAAUAAACGAAAAAGCGAUACAAAAACUAACUAAAGAUAAACAAGAAAUGAACAGAAUCAAAAAUUUAAUGAGGGAAAAACUAAAAAACAUGCUAAUUUACGAAAAUUAUUUAAACUCAGUUGUUGAAAACCACAAAGAUAUUAAAAGCAUCGAUGAUUUAUUAAACGACUACAAAAACUUAAUGUAUGGAAGAAAUCUUUUAUUUGCACGUCAUGAUAAAAACUUGCGUAAAUUAGAAGAUCUUAAAGAUGAAAUGAAAACAUUGUUAGGUGAUAAAUCUGCGAAAUUAAUUGGUUUAGAAGGAAAAUAUAAAACUUUAGAGGAACGUUACAUAAAAGCAAAUCGAAAUGUUUUAAAAUGGGAACAAGUGUUAGAAACAAUUCGAAAAAAUACAGGAUUAAUUUACGCGGAUAUUGUUAAUGUUAAAGAUUCGAUUCAAACGAUUUAUUCGGAUAUGUAUAAACGAUCAAAUCGGAAUAAAAAGAGUCAAUUAAAACCCGAUGAUUUUAAAGGACAACUUGAAUUUAUUAAGAGUACUUUAAAAAUGCUUGAUGUUUCGGUUCAAAAAGAAAUGAUGUUGAAAGAAUUUGAAUGUUUAUCUGUUUAAUUUAUUUAAUAAUAAGAUAAAGAAAUCUUUAAGAUUACUAAAAGGGGAUUUGAUUCAUAGAUGGCGCACUUUUAAGUAAUCGAGCUGUCAGAGUAAUUUUUUUAGUUUAAAAUACCGGUUAAUUAAUUUGGGAGUAAAAACCAAUAAGAAUGUUGUGUUUGUAGUAAUUUUAUACUCGCAUUGAUUAAGAUAAAGGUGAGAAUACGAUC